Messenger RNA from Halteromyces radiatus, 948 nucleotides. Its product is annotated as RlpA-like double-psi beta-barrel-protein domain-containing protein-containing protein. The transcript has 5 exons. Lineage: Eukaryota; Fungi; Mucoromycota; Mucoromycetes; Mucorales; Cunninghamellaceae. The record is from RefSeq and is a predicted model, not a curated record. Bases 84 to 794 code for a protein of 236 amino acids.
UUUUUUUUUUGCUUCUCUCCUUUAUCUUUAUCUCACUUAUACAUUCUUCCUUUUUCUUUUAUAUUAUCUUUUUUUUUUACGUUAUGUCCAUUGGUCAUCCUACAUACCCUGACGAUACACACCAAUCAUCAAUAUCACCACCGUCUAUGACAUCUAUUUCGUCUCCUUCUAUAACCAACAACAACUCACCUACACCUCAUACUAGUCGUAUCACUCCACCCAUGACCACUGCUACUCCUCGUUGGAUGGAAGAACAAUCACCUAAUACCAUCUGGACUCGGUUCAUUGAAAAGUAUCGUUUUGGAAAAGCCAUAUUGGUAGCUGGUGGUAUGACUGGUGUGUUUGUGGUUAUGUUUAUUGUUUUAGGAACUUUGGGUGUAUUUCACAAUGCUGAAUAUCGUGGAUUGGCUGGUAUUCCUUCGGUUGGUACUUCGAAAUAUGAUGGUGAUAGUUGGGGAACAGCAACUGAAGGUCAUUUCGCUAUGGGUGGCAAAGGUGAUGGUACCUAUUAUGAUCCUGGAGUUGGGAUUACUUCUUGUGGAGGAUCUUUUACUGCUCAAGAUAUGAUUGUCGCAUUGAAUCAUAUCGAUUUUGGUAGAUAUGCUGAUCCAAAUACAAGUCCUGCUUGUGGUGCUUGUAUUGAAGUUACUGGUCCUUUGGGUACAACAAAAGCAACUAUUCAAGAUACGUGUCCUGGCUGUGGUCGAGGCUCCCUAGAUCUUUCACCAGCUGUCUUUGGAAAAGUGGGUAACUUUGUUGAUGGAAGGAUCCCUGUCUCUUGGUCAUCAUGUUAGUUAAAUUCUAUUAUCCAACGCUUAUUUGUAUUAAGUAUUUACAUCUUUCUUCAUUCUUAUAUACAUAUAUCAUACAUUAUUAUCUUGUCUACAUGCAUACUUUUAUUUUUUUACUAUUUACUUUUUUUAAUAAAUAUAUCUAUUAUAUACUGGC